Messenger RNA from Candoia aspera, 1914 nucleotides. It is a transcript of the gene ACADS, whose product is annotated as acyl-CoA dehydrogenase short chain. The transcript is spliced from 10 exons. Bases 39 to 1250 code for a protein of 403 amino acids. Gene Ontology annotation, cellular component: mitochondrion. Gene Ontology annotation, molecular function: flavin adenine dinucleotide binding. The record is from RefSeq and is a predicted model, not a curated record. Lineage: Eukaryota; Metazoa; Chordata; Lepidosauria; Squamata; Candoiidae. Gene Ontology annotation, biological process: butyrate catabolic process; fatty acid beta-oxidation using acyl-CoA dehydrogenase.
CGGCCCCCCGGUGGGCGGCGACGGGAGCGGCGGCGGCGAUGGCGGCGCUUCUGGCGGCGGCGCGGCGGGGCGGCCUCCCUGCCCGCGGAGCCCGGCUCCUGCACGCGGAGCUGCCCGAGACGCACCGGAUGCUGCGGGAGACCUGCCGGGAGUUCGCGGCGAAGGAGCUGGCGCCCGUGGCCGCCCGGCUGGACCGGGAGCACCGCUUCCCCGCGGAACAGAUUAAGAAAAUGGGGGCCCUUGGACUCCUGGCAAUGGCUGUGCCCGAAAAAUACAAAGGAGCUGGCUUAGACUGCCUGGCCUACGCCAUCGCCACGGAGGAGAUCAGCCGAGGCUGCGCUUCCACCGGCGUCAUCAUGAGCGUCAACAACUCGCUCUAUUUAGGACCAAUCUUGAAGUUUGGGUUGGAAGAGCAGAAAGAGAAGUGGAUUGCGCCUUUCACCAGCGGGGACAAAAUAGGGUGCUUUGCCCUAAGUGAACCAGGAAACGGCAGCGACGCUGGAGCGGCCACUACUGUGGCUCAGCUGGUUGGGGACGAGUGGGUGUUGAAUGGCACCAAAGCCUGGAUCACCAACGCCUGGGACGCUUCUGCCACCGUGGUGUUUGCCACCACAGAGAGAUCCCUGAAGCACAAGGGCAUCAGCGCCUUCCUUGUUCCCAUGCCAUCCCCGGGCCUCUCGCUGGGAAAGAAGGAGGACAAGCUGGGGAUCAGAGCGUCCUCCACCGCCAACCUCAUUUUUGAAGACUGCCGCAUCCCCAAGGACAACCUCCUGGGGAAGCAGGGAAUGGGCUUCAAGAUAGCCAUGCAAACCUUGGACUCUGGUCGGAUCGGAAUUGCUUCCCAGGCCUUGGGCAUUGCCCAGGCGGCUUUGGAUUGUGCUGUGGAGUAUGCUGAGAAGAGAAUGGCUUUUGGCCAUCCCAUCACCAAGCUGCAGGCCAUUCAGUUCAAGCUGGCUGACAUGGCCGUGGCUCUGGAAGGGGCUCGCCUGCUGACCUGGAGAGCAGCCACAUUGACUGACAAUGGAAAGCCCUAUACAAAGGAAGCAGCAAUGGCCAAGCUGUCAGCAUCUGAGGCAGCGACAUUCAUCUCCCACCAGGCUAUCCAGAUCCUGGGAGGGAUGGGCUACGUGACGGAGAUGCCGGCCGAGCGCCACUACCGAGACGCUCGCAUCACCGAGAUCUAUGAAGGAACUAGUGAAAUCCAGAGGCUGGUGAUUGCGGGGCAGCUGCUGAAGGCCUAUCGAGGCUGAAGCGGAGGACUGCGGCGGGGCCCUCUUAGGAAUGGGGAUGCUGGCCUUUGGCUCCCGGGUCAUACCUUAGGUCAGGGACUGGGUUAAAUGUCAGGCACUGGCCCCUCUGCUCAUCUCGGGAAAGGUAAAGGCUGAGCAUCCCACUGCUUUGGCGAUCAAGUCUCUAGUGGAGGCUGAGGGCGCCUCGAACCACCAGGGGAGGAAUGACCACCAGAAAACGGGUGCGCAUGUGCCUGGUGCCUCACAGUUGCCAAGGUGCGCUACCAGCCAUUUACUGGUCUUCUGGUCUCUAGGUAAGAUCUAUCUACCCGAGAUUCCGGUGGAUUGAGGUCUGCUCAGGUGAACCUACACUUGUUCUUCAGUGGCAACCGCAAGACAGCAGGUUGUUGGAAAAUGGAGAUGGCAAAUAACAGGGUUAAUGGGGGGUCGGGAUGCAACCCUCGAUCAACUGAGGAAGUGAGUCGUGAAAAGGAGCCGGUCUUAGGAGCAGGCGGGGUAGAUCGUAGCCACGAGUCCGAGUGCCUUGGCUGUGCCCUGAAGGCACGUCCUCCACCCACUGACACAGAUUCCCAAGACGCCGCCUCACUGAUGCAGUCAGAACUAUUAAAUUUGAGCACCAAUUUGCUGUAUCUUUUGGUUUAAUUACAAUCAUUUUUCGAACACA